UUAUAGUCAACCAUACAACUGACUCAGAAUCGACUUGGUGGCUGACUUUUUUCCACAAGAAAUUUGGUGUAAAUUUACGAUUGGAAAUCGCCCAAUUCGCUUUGCAAAUAAAACCUCACUGUGCAGUUCAGUGUGCGCGUGUGAAUACAACAUAUUGCAACAACUACUAUUUAUUAAACGGAAAGUGCAACGUGUGCAAUUGGAAGCCGCAAAAACGUAUCACGCCCCAGUCCCGUAGGCACAACAAUAGGUGGAGAGAGUGCGCAAGCGAGAGUGAGCGAGAGAGGAGAGGAGGUCAGCAAACCCGCAAUUAAGAAAAAAAGUCGACACGUAGAGACAACAGUCUAAAGAAACUUAAUAGUAAACAAUCAUGUCAUCCGGCGACUUUGGCAAUCCGCUGCGCAAAUUCAAAUUGGUGUUCCUCGGCGAGCAGAGCGUCGGCAAGACAUCGCUGAUUACACGCUUCAUGUACGACAGCUUCGACAACACCUAUCAGGCGACAAUUGGUAUUGAUUUUCUAUCCAAAACCAUGUACCUCGAGGAUCGCACAGUGCGUCUUCAACUCUGGGAUACGGCGGGUCAAGAACGCUUCCGUUCACUGAUACCAUCGUACAUUCGCGACUCCACUGUGGCUGUGGUUGUGUACGAUAUAACGAACACAAACUCAUUCCAUCAGACAUCCAAGUGGAUCGAUGAUGUGCGCACCGAGCGUGGCAGUGAUGUCAUCAUCAUGCUGGUGGGCAAUAAGACGGAUCUCUCGGAUAAGAGACAAGUGUCCACCGAAGAGGGCGAACGCAAGGCGAAAGAGCUAAAUGUGAUGUUUAUCGAGACGAGCGCCAAGGCCGGCUACAAUGUGAAGCAGCUGUUCAGACGGGUCGCCGCGGCGUUGCCAGGCAUGGAUUCCACGGAGAAUAAACCUUCGGAGGAUAUGCAAGAGGUUGUGCUUAAGGAUUCGCCCAAUGAGACGAAGGAUCCCGAAGGAGGCUGCGCUUGCUAGAAUUGGGCAAACGACACCCUUUCCUCGCCUCCCCACAUCCUUCAACACAACCUCCGCUGCAACCUCGACGACGACUUCAACAACAACCUUCAGACAUUGACACGCGCUGGCGACGAGUGUAAACCAGGUGUAUGUGGAACUUGCAAGCUAAAUACGAAAUAAAUACAAGACACAGGCACACACACAUACACACAACAAUUUUAUGUUUAAGUUUAUUUAUAUAUAUAAAAACAAAAACAAAAAAGUAUAAAACGAAAUGAUAGCAAAACAUAAAUAGACUAAACAACUAAUUUAACGCAAUCGGCUAAAAAUAUGUACGUUAAAUCAAGUAUGCGCCUAAUCCUAGAUCCUAAUCCUAAAUCCCAAGCUAAGUUUAGUUCACAUAGUUCUUGAAACUGGCAGCUUAACGUUUCGAUUAUUGUUCUCUUGAUGUAUGUCAAAUUUAAGAAAGUUAUGACUAAACAAGAAAUAAGAUAUCAUGGCACCCAAAUCUGGAGCGUGUGAGCUAAGCUUAAAACUUGAACUCUCUUACAAUUUGUACUUACCACAAAGCAACAAAAA
Messenger RNA from Drosophila sulfurigaster albostrigata, 1558 nucleotides. It is a transcript of the gene Rab6, whose product is annotated as ras-related protein Rab6. The record is from RefSeq and is a predicted model, not a curated record. NCBI's taxonomy places the organism in Eukaryota, Metazoa, Arthropoda, Insecta, Diptera, Drosophilidae. The transcript has a single exon. Gene Ontology annotation, molecular function: GTPase activity; GTP binding. Bases 371 to 997 code for a protein of 208 amino acids.